Messenger RNA from Drosophila elegans, 3371 nucleotides. RefSeq names its product TELO2-interacting protein 1 homolog (gene Tti1). The transcript has 5 exons. Gene Ontology annotation, biological process: chromatin remodeling. The coding region runs from base 98 to 3340 and encodes 1080 amino acids. Gene Ontology annotation, cellular component: cytoplasm. NCBI's taxonomy places the organism in Eukaryota, Metazoa, Arthropoda, Insecta, Diptera, Drosophilidae. The record is from RefSeq and is a predicted model, not a curated record.
ACAGCUGUUGGUUCAAAAAAAUUCCUUUGCGGAUUUUGCCGGGUUUCGAUUCGGCGUUAUUUGAAUUCUUUUUGGAUAUUGAUUGCCGGCUGCCAAGAUGAUGCAUCUGGAGCGGUACGUGACGAAGAUAAAGCCUGCUGUGGAGGGUUUCAUGAAGGCACCCAGCAAGGACACUUUGUCUUUGGUGGAGCGCGAAAUCGAGGGAUUCAACUUUGGGGAAAUGCGCAUUUACCAGGUGCAAACGGUGGUGCCUCUGGUGCUCAAACUGGAUGAGUUGACCGGGGAGAGCCAGGAGCUGCGCACCAGUUUGAUGAACUGCCUGAGCAGAAUUGUGUCCCAAACUUAUCUGGUGGAUGAAAAGGGCCUGCGCUCCAUCCUGGUGGUGGUUCUGCAGCAGGUGCGCGACUCCAAGGCAGCCGUCAUGCGACCAAAUCUCUCUGAGGAAAUUAAACUGGCCGCCAUUCAGUGCAUAUUUGAGGCACUGCGUCGCUCCACCACCGAUGUGGUGGAGUCAUUCUACACCAAGGAGACUGCGAUGAUGAUUGGCCAGAUACUGAUCAUGCUUCUGGAGAUCAUAGAGCAGGAAAAGUACCGAAAGCUUGUCCAGGCAGCCAUCCAGUGCCUAAUGCUGGUAUUCUACGUCCAUGACGAAGCCGAUCACGUGGAUGUGGUGCUGCGCAGUCAGGUGGCCAACACCAUAUUCAUUUUCCUACCCAAGGUCCUUAUCGUACUGUUUAAAACAACCAUGAAAGACGAAACGGUCGGCGAAACCAUUAAAGCGAUGGCCAUUCAAGCCCUGGGACGCAUCAUCUGCAUCAUGUUCGAAGAAACCACUGAUGAGUUCAUGAAAAUGCGCUACGAUGUGGAUGCCUUUCGAAAGCUAUUCAAUAGCUCCCAGGAUAGUCUGGGUGAGCAAAAUGAUUUCGCCUUUUUCGGCAACAAAAAGUCCACCAGUGAACAGACUGAGGAGCGCCUACAUCAAAUGCAAACAGAGCUGCGAUCGGUCAAAUGGGUGGCGGCCACUUCGAGACGUCUCCGACCCAUCUUUGUGGAGACGAGCAUUCUGCGGGCCCACACCGCCCUGAGGGUACGGGAAAACUACUCCGACAUGUGUUGCCUGCUGCUCAAGCACUGUGCCCACAAUCUGAGGAGCAAUUUUAUCCACAUACUGGAGAGCGUGUUGGCCCUGUCGGAGGACGAGAAUGAAAAGAUUGCCCAGCGGUGCAGGGACACUCUUCUUCUGCUGCAGCAGCAGCCCAGUAGCCAGGGCAUAUUCGAUGAGAAUGCAGAGAUGUUGCUAGAUGCGCACCUCAACAAGUGGCCGCGCAUCCUGCACCGCUGCGAAGACAACGAACAGUUCGCCGAGCUACUUUUCUUCAAGGGAUUUCUGCGCAACGUCAAUGCCGACAAGCUGCAGCUGCUGCUGCUGGUGCCCAAGAACUUGGAGAUGUUUGUGACCUGUCUGCUGGCAGCUCUCGACCAGCGGACCACCAGGGAUCUUCUAAACGAGGAGUACGCUCUCCGUCGCAUCCGAGAGGGAGAUUCCAAAGCCCUUGCUGCCGAGCUGGCCAAGCUGCCUUGGCGGCAGUUCAAGCAUCUGGCCUCAAAGCGCACAGUAGACAUCCUAUACGAUAUUGGAGCCCUUUUGGGUGCUCAGCCUGCUCUUAACCGACUUAUCUUCGAUCACUGUCAAGAGCUCAUUCAGCAAAGAUCCUCGUCCAUAAAUGAGUGUAUUUUACUUUUAACUUUGAUGGUUACGUCGCCGGAGAAAAAGGCCCGUGAAAGUCGGUUGGUGCUGGCUAAUCUCUUUCUUGACCAGAUCCUUCGCGACGAGCACUGGAACCUAGCCAUUCAGCCGGACGCAGCUUGGCGCCUCAAGGUCCACAAGCCCACUCAUUGGUUUGAGGAACGUACUCCUGGGCUCUAUUCGUCGGCAGUAGAGGUUCGCACCCAGGACUGCGAUUCCGAUGACGAGCAGGCGGAGGUGGUUGGCAGCCGAGUGACCAUUGCAGACGCCCAGUUUAAUGUUCUGCACACCUGUUUCAUUUUGGACGCAGUGGGCCACUGUGCCAGGUUCAUUGGCGACACCUUCGACCGACACAUAUUUCUGAGUCUGCACAAAGUACUUCUCAAAGUGGCUAGCAGUAACACUAUUGUACACCAGGCGGCCAGUUUUGCGUUCGUUUCGAUGCAGCUAGCUCUAAGAUAUGCAGAACCCUCUCACUUCAUCGAGUGCUCCACGGACUACAUCACUUUUCACCUGAACGCAUUGCUGAAACGAUCGCCGGAUAGCACCGCCGCAGUGGACAUUCUCACCGUGGUGCUGCAGUACAGCACCAGGGGCAAUGUGCCGCACCUGGACAGCUUAUUCCAUACCAUACGUGAGGAGUGCUCCAAGUCGCACCAGUCGACCAAUGUGCACUCUUAUUUGCGCGUCUUUAAAGCAUUCCUCAAUCAUGUUUCCCUUUGGCAAGUUGAUGCAGCGGCCGAGCUUAAUUCAGAGCUUGCAAUGCAAGUGGAUGAGGAGCACAGUGUCCUAAGCACAUGGAUAAGUGUGCUGAACAGGCCGCAACUGUUGGAGGACCUGAAUGGCGACGCCGACAUGACCGAGGAGCCAGCGAAGGAUGAGGCAGAAGAUGCAGAUGACACGGAACCACAACCCACGAAGCCUGUUCUCCCGCGCCAUGUCGAAAUGGUAAAGGAUAUUCUGGGUCAGGUAAUCAAGUUCAUUUCCACCGCGGAUCAGGCGCAACAGAUUGCAGCCCUCGAAUGCUUCUCCAGCGGACUGCCACUGCUGGCGGACUAUGAGAACGAGCUGCUGCCACUGGUGCACCUGGUGUGGCAACCGCUCGUAGAAAAGUUUCGGCAGAAGGACGCACUGGUGCUCAAUCGUUGCUUCACCUUGCUGCACUUGCUGGGCGUUCAUGCCAAGGAUUUUAUACUGAAACGAAGUCUCAGCGAUGUGAUACCUCAAUUGAAGCACUUCUUGAAAGCGGCUAGCCAGCACAGCAGCAUGGAAAUCCCACAGGUCCAGACGCAGGAGUACAAACUUCAGCUGAAGCUGCUCCAAAGUCUAGCCGACUUUAUACUCGGCCUGCAGAUAGAGGGAAAACAUCUGCACGAGCUGAUGACCACCGUGGCGCUCUACCUAUCGACGGUACAGCCACCACAGCUUCAGACGCCGGCCAGAGAGUUCUUCCUUCAAUUGGUUGCCUACAAUGGUCCCUUCGUCUAUGUGACACUCUUGCAGAGGGCCCAUCUCAAAGACUACCAGGCUAAUGUUAGCCACAUCUUCGGAGUAAUGGGCUUCAGCAUAGCUAAUGGACACGACCUUGAUUAAUAAAGAACAGACCGUUUUUAUUAUUUCACAA